This is a messenger RNA of Frieseomelitta varia, 2179 nucleotides long. RefSeq names its product methyl farnesoate epoxidase-like. The record is from RefSeq and is a predicted model, not a curated record. Gene Ontology annotation, biological process: proteolysis; xenobiotic metabolic process. The coding region runs from base 383 to 2140 and encodes 585 amino acids. Gene Ontology annotation, molecular function: iron ion binding; oxidoreductase activity, acting on paired donors, with incorporation or reduction of molecular oxygen, reduced flavin or flavoprotein as one donor, and incorporation of one atom of oxygen; cysteine-type peptidase activity. Gene Ontology annotation, cellular component: intracellular membrane-bounded organelle; cytoplasm. Lineage: Eukaryota; Metazoa; Arthropoda; Insecta; Hymenoptera; Apidae. The transcript is spliced from 9 exons.
GAAUACACUAACGACAGGUGUUGAAAUACAUCAUCAUCUGGGGAAAUACUUGGCGCCGAAGUGUAACUCUGAAACACUAAAUUCAGUCUUUAAAUACAUUACGAGUUAUAAUUUAUCUAACCCAUUGGAAAUUUAUCUCAAGAAACUCUCGGAUACGCUGUCACGUCGAUUCUUUGUAUUCUACUAUACCGAGAUAUCUCAUUGUCCACGAGGUUUACCUUUCAUUGGAAAUAUAUUUGAUAUCGCAAGAUUAGUAAAUGAGACGAAAUAUUAUUGCGAUGCUUGGUGUCGAUUAGCUGACAAAUACGGACCUAUUGUUGGUCUCCGGAUAGGUUUCGAUGAACCGCUAAUUAUAGUUUCUGGAAAGUCUGCAAUUACAGAGAUGUUGAAUCGAUCUGAAUUUGACGGCAGACCAAAUGGAUUUUUAUAUAAACAUAGAAGUGGUGGUGUUCGACGAGGAAUAUUGUUUACAGACACUGAUGUCUGGUACAGUCAAAGAAGAUUUGCAUUAAAAACACUAAAACAGUUCGGUUUUGGAAAUAAUUCAAUGGAAAGUGUACUCCAACACGAUGCAAUUACAUUGACAAAUAUUAUUACUGAAUUAACAGAAAAGGGAACAAGUACAAAUAUUCGAUCCAUCAUUUCAGCAGCGGUUCUGUGCAAUUUGUGGCUUCUCAUAGAUGGUACAAAAUUUGAUGUAGGAACGGAAAGUACAAAUUUAAAGGAAGCAAUACAUAUAUUAAAAGAUCUUGUUAGAAGUACGAAUGUUUCUGGUGGAAUUUUAAACCAAUUUCCCUUUCUCAGAUACAUAUUUCCAAAUUUAACAGGAUAUUCGAUGUUUGUAGAACGUCAAAAUCGUAUAAAUGAUUUUUUUAUGCACGUAAUAUCGAAACAUAAACGUGAUAAAAUAAAUGGAGAAUAUGCAAAUUUUAUAGAUGUUUAUUUACAACAAAUAGAAGCACAAAAGAUGAAUUCAUCUCAUUCUUUGUUCAAUGAAAAUCAACUAUUAUAUGUAAUAAAGGAUUUAUUUAGUGCUGGUGUUGAUACUACUGACAAUACUAUCGGUUUUGUAAUAGCAUUUCUAGUAGUUCAUCAAGAUGUACAAGCUAAAGUAUACGAUGAAAUCAACAGGGUUAUAGGCAAAGAUGUAUAUCCUUCUCUUAGUGAUAAAGAUCGAUUACCAUAUAUAAAAGCAGUUUUAGCAGAAGUAUCAAGACUAGCCAAUAUUGGUCCAACUUCCAUUCCACACCGAGCAAUAAUAGAUUCCAACUUGCUAGGUUUUGAAAUUAAAAAAAAUUAUACUUUAUUAGCUAAUCUUAAAAGUGUUCACAUGGACAAAGAGCAUUGGGGAGAUCCGGAAGUAUUUCGACCAGAAAGAUUUAUCGAUGAGAAUGGAGAAUUUAUUAAUGAUUCUUGGCUCAUACCUUUUGGCCUAGAUUUCCAUCCAUAUUAUUUAGUAGUUGACAAUAUGGCAAAAGAUCCAUCAAAUGAAACUGUUUUGAGUUAUUAUGACUGUUUACUGAGAACAAGUGAUGUUGCAUUACUUCAAGGACCACAUUGGUUAAACGAUGUCAUAAUCGGAUUUUACUUUGAAUAUCUGAAUGAGACACUUAACAAAAAUGAGAAAAAGGAAUUAUAUUUUAUCAGUCCUGAAUUAACACAGUUAUUGAAAAUGACAGAUCCAUCGCAGUACAAUAUAUUUUUAGACCCUUUAAAUGUAUCAGAGUGCAAAUGUAUCCUUUUCCCUUUGAAUAAUUGUGAUAGAAAAGAUGCAGCUGGAGGAUCACAUUGGAGUUUAUUAAUAUUUUGUAAACAAGAUAAAAUAUGUUAUCAUUUUGAUUCAUCAAAAGGGUAUAAUGGUAAUAUCGCUGCAAAAUUUGCAAAGAAUAUAAUGAAUUGUGUACUUGAUAAAGAUGAAUCUAACAAGUUUGUUGAUGUAGAUUGUCCACAACAAGAUAAUGGUUAUGAUUGUGGAGUUUAUGUUUUAUGUUUAGCAGAUGUAAUUACAAAGCAUGUUCUAAAAACUGGAAGGAUAGAUGGAUGUAAUUAUAAUCAGAUUAAAAAAUUAGUGCAUGCAAAACGAACAGAAUUAUUAAACUUAAUAAAUGAUCUUAAAUGUAAAUCAAAUAUUGAUAAAUGAUAUAACAUGCAAUAUAAACAAAUAAUUUAUAAUUAUAUU